GACCGCUAAUGUAACAUUACACGCGAAAGAGACGCAAGACGAGCAAUUGGAUCUAGUGUAAACAUUUACCAUCCGAGUGAACUGUCGUGGACACAAACCAAAUCAUGAUUUGGCGAAUCACGCUCUUUGUCGCUCUUUUCGUUCUUACGAUCGAAGCGAAAAAGUAUUCGCAAUCGUUCGAAGAGCAUCAGUGGCAAGAAUUCGAAGAGUUUUUGAAGUGGAAGAAAGCAAGGGAACAACGUGAAAACAAAUACGAGAAACGACACGAUGAAAGCCAUGAAGUGGAUCAGCUGUACGAGAAGGUUCAACAGAUUCCCCUUAGCAAUCCACCACCAGUCGAUGAAGCUGCUCUAAUGGCAAGAUACAUUGUCAACCAAGCUGAUUGGGUGUCUGUCGCAACAAUCAGCACACGAAAGGAAAUUGAAUCAUAUCCUGCCGUAACCUUAGUUUCUUAUAGUGACGGAAUCUUAGGAAAUGGAACUGGUGUUCCAUACCUUUACCUUACUCCUUUGGAUUUUACAGCUCAGGAUCUAGCAAAAGACAACAGAGUUUCAAUGUUGAUGUCACUAGCGCAAGGAGAUUACUGUAAAAACAAACAAUGGGACCCUAUGGAUCCUCGUUGUGCCAGGGUUCUUAUGAGCGGGAGAAUCAAAACGCUGAAGAAUGAGAGCGCAGAACUUGAACAAGUUAAAAAACAUUUCUUUAAUCGUCAUCCAAAACUAGUUAAUAUGCCAGAAAACCAUCAUUUCUAUUUCGCCAAACUGAAAAUAAUUUCGAUUGCUGUUUUGGAUACUUUUGGCGGACCUAAAUAUGUUCCCGUAAACGAGUAUCUACAUCCAUCAGUUUCUAACAUUAUCGAAGAAUUCAAUCGACGAUUCCCUUUAGAAGCCUAUGAAAAAUCUUCGAAAGACUAUAGCUCAGUUUCUAAUAUGUUACAUCCUAUGAUUCGCACUAUCUAAAAAUUUGUGAUAAUAAAUGUAAAACGACUUCCAAACUCUGUAUUUCCAAACUUUUUAUAGCAUCAAAAUUUUUUACAUAAUUGUUUAAUUAAGUGAUAAUUGAAGUAAUAAAUCUAAUGAAAUUAAACUGAA
Molecule: messenger RNA, 1091 nt
Organism: Osmia bicornis bicornis
Lineage: Eukaryota; Metazoa; Arthropoda; Insecta; Hymenoptera; Megachilidae
Gene: CREG
Product: protein CREG1
Exons: 5
Coding region: 105-959 (284 amino acids)
Source: RefSeq, a predicted model, not a curated record